Messenger RNA from Alternaria alternata, 1320 nucleotides. RefSeq lists its product as hypothetical. The coding region runs from base 141 to 1274 and encodes 377 amino acids. The record is from RefSeq and is a predicted model, not a curated record. The transcript has 2 exons. NCBI's taxonomy places the organism in Eukaryota, Fungi, Ascomycota, Dothideomycetes, Pleosporales, Pleosporaceae.
UGUAAUAAGCAUGGCGUUCUUGUUUGCAUUUGGUAGGCUGUUUCAGCAUCAGCUACUCACACUACAAUGUAUAUCAUUUAAUCACCUACCGUAAUCCUAUCCACGGCUGAACUGAUCCAUUCAGACCAUACACUCAUUACAUGUCGUCUGCAGUGAGAUCUCUGCUGUUGUUCGCAACAUCCGCAUUAGCCUUUGCCGUCGAGAACACCCUUUCCAGCUCUACCACCAGCGCUGGACGCCACCUUACUUUCACCAACGACAAUCAUUUCAAUGGCACAGUCAAGACUACCGAUGACGACCCAUGGACACUGUCUGUCGCCCGAGGCACGAAGCUCCUUCAAGGUAUGAAAGCCAGCGACGCUGAAGCUGCAGCUCUCUACAACCUAGGCGCCAGCGCAGAGAGCGCAUUCGAUGGUGAUCUCAUAAACAAGCUACGUGAGUGGGGUUACAACGAUGCCACGGAUGCCCUCGCCAAACAAGCAGACCCCAAAUGCAAUUUUGACAGCUCGAAUGGACACAUGCUGAAGAAGGCCUUCAGCGACCUUGCCAUCUCGACCAAGCCCAAGAGCCAGGGUGGCCCAAACCAAUGUUUCCUGAUUGAGCAUUACGACAGCCCAGCUGUGAAGAAAGGCAAUGACGGCAAGAUGCCUCUUAAAGGCGAUCAACGAUACGACGUCUGCGACAAGGAAUAUCGCGUCACCGGCGCUGAGCACACAAUUGGUGUCAAUGCAGAAGCGGGUGUCGUGUACGCUAUCAAUCUCUCUUCUGCCGCUAAAGCUGCUCGUCGUCUUUGGAAACGCGCUGCUCUUACGGACGAACUCCCUGCUAUACGCAGCGUCUCGGAUAUCGCAUGGGCCUUUUGGAACCGUGUGCACAGUGAUGUGGAGAGCUUACAGAAUAUCAGAUAUCUAUUUGUUACGAUGAUAAUCAACAAAGAAACGAAUCAACACAUUACACGUGCGUUGGGCACGCUGAAUCCACCGAAAGAGGAUGUGGAAGUUUGGCCGGGACAUGAUUUCGACAUGGAGACGGAUGUGGGGAAAGCCUUGCUGGGAAGUCCUGUUGGACGAUGGGCUGGGUACUUUCUCAUGCAGCAUAAGAGGCAGUUGGGUGGUAGCAAAUGGAUCUCCAAGGUUAGAGUGUUCAAGUCUGAGAAGGAGGGUAGUUGGCCAUACUUCUUAUUCUAUGUUGACAUUCCCCGCACCAGAAGUAAUGGUGGACAGAUCAAGAGUAGCGGGUUCGUACGAUCGGCCAAGAAUAGUACGAAGGAGUGAGGACGGCAGCCAUGUUGUUCGAGAGCAUGUUAUGAGGAUGAGGAUA